CCCAACCGCUUCCCGUGCCCGGAGUGCGGCAAGGGCUUCGCCUGCCCCUCCCACCUGCAGCGCCACCUGCGCACCCACACCGGCGAGCGGCCCUUCGAGUGCUUCGCCUGCGGCAAGACCUUCGCCACCCUCAGCCACCUGGCGCUGCACCGGCCGCGGCACGCCACCCACCGGCCCUUCGAGUGCGCCGUCUGCGGCCGCUGCUACCCUAGCUACCCGGAGCUGAGCGCCCACCAGCGCUUCCACACCGGGCGCCGGCCCUUCCCCUGCCAGCUCUGCGCCAAGCGCUUCUACACCUCCAGCGAGCUGCGGGUGCACCAGCAGUGGCACACCGGCGAGCGGCCGCACGCCUGCUCCAGCUGCGGCAAGCGCUUCGGCCGCCUGGGCCACUUGCUGGAGCACCAGCGCAUCCACACCGGCGAGAAGCCCUUCCAGUGCCCGCUGUGCGGCAAGCGCUUCCACUCCUCCAGCAACCUGACCCGGCACCGGCGCUUCCACAGCGGCGAGCGGCCCUUCGCCUGCGGGCAGUGUGGCAAGAGCUUCUACACCUCAGGCGACCUGCGGCGCCACCAGCAGACCCACAGCGGGGUGCGGCCCUUCUGCUGCACCACCUGCGGGCGUGCCUUCUACCGCUCGGGGGACCUGGUCAAGCACCAGCGCACCCACACCGGGGAGAAGCCGCACGGCUGCCCGGUCUGCGACAAGCGGUUCUACACGGGCAGCGAGCUGAAGAUCCACGGCCGCUUCCACACCGGGGAGCGCCCGCACGGCUGCCCGGUCUGCGAGAAGCGCUUCUACACUUCCAGCGAGCUGCGCAUCCACGGCCGCACCCACACGGGGGAGCGGCCCUUCCGCUGCGCCAACUGCCCCAAAGCCUUCUACCGCUCCAGCGACCUGGCCAAGCACCAGCGCACCCACACCGGCAUCAAGCCCUACGCCUGCCAGCUGUGCCCCAAGCGGUACUACACCUCCAGCGAGCUCUGCGUCCACGGGCGCACGCACUCGGGCGAGAAGCCCUUCCGCUGCCAGCUGUGCCCCAAGGGCUUCUACACGGCCAGCGUGCUGGCCAAGCACCGGCUCACCCACCUGCCCCGCGACCCGGCCGCCACCUACCAGUGCCGCCUGUGCCCGCAGCGGUGCGGCAGCGCCUCCCGCCUGCGCGCCCACGAGCGGCAGCACGCCGGCGAGCCCGCCUUCGAGUGCCACGUCUGCCUGCGGCGCUUCCACACCGCCGGCGGGCUCAGCAAGCACCGCAACGUCCACGGGCGGGCGGGCGACCGGGCGCCGGCCGCCGCCAGCUCGGCCGCCACCCCCCCUCCUCCUCCUCCUCCUCCCGCUCUCCCCCUCCCCUCCACCCCACCCCCUCCGCCUCCCUCCACCUCCGCCUCGCCCCCCCCGCCGCGCCCCCUGUUCGAGUGCGGCAUGUGCAAGAGGGGCUUCGCCUCCUGGGCCCAGCUCCUGGCCCACCAGCCCGUCCACGAGGGGGAGCGGGCGCUGGAGUGCGCCCUGUGCAAGCAGCUGUUCGUGGCGCCCCCCGCUGGCAAGGGCGGGCAGGCGGGGGAGGCGCCGGGGGCCUCGGAGCCCCACCGCUGCCCGCUCUGCAAGGGGCGCUUGGCCUGCUACGACAUCGGGGGCUUCGGGCUGGGGCUGGAUCCGCUCGGCUUCGAAGCCUGCCUGCAGGGCUGGCAGCCAGGGCUAGGGGGCAGUAGGGCGCUGGGGGAGCUGUGCGACCAGGGGGGGCUCACUCACCCGGCCACCUGGGGGGGUGGGGAGAGCGGCACCGGCCAGUGAUGACGUAGGCCCAACCUCUGGGCGGGAGGCUGAGGGCACAAGGGGGGGGGUGAGUGGUGGGGGUCCAGGGAAAACCCGUUCGCCCCCUCCCCCCCCAUCUUGGCACUCCAACCUUGCCCCCGCUCCUCCCUCGACCGCCUUCAGAGCGACUCGGCGAGGGCACUCGUGGCGUCGGAGGGAGUGGGGAAGCCGGAAGACAUUUUGGUGACAGAGAGGGGAGACUCCAGACGACUCCCGGACUGUGGCUAGGAGACUCCGAGGGGCACGGAGCAGACCGUCGGCACCGCCCGGGCACAGGCACACCGACCCGGCGCCGCCCAGGGAGUGGCCCUGAGCAACCGAACAUUUCCCGCUCACACACACACAGCGCGAGCCCAGGACAGGCUGGAGUGUGGGCGGCUUCAUUCAGUGUCGAAUAAGCUUUCUGUUCCAAUGUGAAAUAAAACGCCGAUUGUCAUGUC
Messenger RNA from Chiloscyllium plagiosum (whitespotted bambooshark), 2252 nucleotides. The record is from RefSeq and is a predicted model, not a curated record. Lineage: Eukaryota; Metazoa; Chordata; Chondrichthyes; Orectolobiformes; Hemiscylliidae.